CAGGCUCUAUGAUGAGUUGAUGAUUAGUUGUGUUAAGUCAAUAACCGGUUUUUGUUAUUAACUUAAUUGUAAUCUCCAAUUUCAAUAAUCAAAAAGCCGAAAAUCCUAUUGGCUUCAUUAUAUUUUAACUGAAUUGAUCAGCAGGACUACUUGCAUGCAAAUAUUGGCAUAUUACUACCAACUCCAACCCUUUCAUGCAUUUUUUUUAUCCUGCUUUCGGUUCAUUCAAAGUUAGUUACCUAAUAUUCUGUAAUCUCUCAAUUUGACAACCAUUCAAACGAAUGGUCCUUUAUAAAUACCCAUACCCUUGAAAGCUCUCAUCCUGGCAUGUUUUGAAAAUUUCUCUUCAUAUUUCAGCUGUUUCAACUCUGUAUAUUUUGGUCUCUAGAAAGUAAGGAGUAUGGCUCAUUAUAUGGGCUUUAUAAUAGGUCUUUCUUUUCUUGCCCUUUCUUCCCUUUGUUUCUCUGCCAAGACUUUUGAUGGUAGAAUAGGAUACCUCUAUCCUCAGUUUUACGAUCACUCAUGUCCAAAUGCUAAAGAGAUUGUCUAUUUCGUUGUAGCCAAAGCUGUUGCAAUCGAACCCCGUAUGGCUGCUUCACUGCUUAGGCUACACUUCCACGACUGCUUUGUCCAGGGCUGUGAUGCAUCAAUUUUGUUAGACAGCAGCGGGACCAUAGUCAGUGAAAAGAGGUCGAAUCCAAAUCGGAACUCAGCUAGAGGAUUUGAAGUCGUAGAUGAGAUCAAAGCUGCACUAGAGAAAGAGUGUCCUCAUACAGUAUCAUGUGCUGAUAUAUUGGCCCUGGCUGCUAGAGAUUCUACCGUUCUGACUGGUGGACCUAGCUGGGAGGUCCCUCUUGGAAGAAGGGAUUCCAGAGGUGCAAGCUUGAGUGGCUCUAACAACAACAUUCCUGCUCCAAACAACACAUUUCAAACAAUUCUCACCAAGUUCAAGCUACAAGGCCUGAACAUUGUUGAUCUUGUAGCACUUUCUGGGAGCCACACUAUAGGAAAUGCCCGAUGCACCAGCUUCAGGCAGAGACUUUACAACCAAUCAGGCAAUGGACAACCAGACUACACACUUGACCAAUCAUAUGCUGCUCUAUUGCGCACCAAUUGUCCAAGAUCAGGUGGUGAUCAGAACCUGUUUUUCUUAGACUUCGUGAGCCCCAUAAAGUUUGAUAACAGCUACUUCAAGAGCUUAUUGGCUUACAAGGGCCUGUUAAACUCUGACCAAGUUCUUUUCACUAAAAAUGCUGUAUCAAGGGAAUUGGUGAAGAAAUACGCUUACAACCAAGAACUCUUCUUUAAUCAAUUUGCCGAGUCCAUGAUUAAGAUGGGAAAUAUCUCACCACUUACAGGUUACAGGGGUGAGAUCAGAGAGACUUGCAGGAAGGUUAAUGCUUAUUAAUCAGCGCUAGAAGUCAAUAAUUUUAUGAAUAAAGUUUGUAUACAAUUUCCUGUUCAAUGUUAUUUGCUUUCCUUCUUUUGAAUGAAAUAAAAAGAGUUCAUUUA
This is a messenger RNA of Durio zibethinus, 1512 nucleotides long. RefSeq names its product peroxidase 72-like. Gene Ontology annotation, molecular function: heme binding; peroxidase activity. NCBI's taxonomy places the organism in Eukaryota, Viridiplantae, Streptophyta, Magnoliopsida, Malvales, Malvaceae. Gene Ontology annotation, biological process: response to oxidative stress; hydrogen peroxide catabolic process. The record is from RefSeq and is a predicted model, not a curated record.